AAUAAGAAAAACAUUUUUAAAGGCUCUUUUUCAUAAGUACUUUGAACUGAAAAGGUAAGUAAAUUUCUACAUAAGUACAUCUUAUCUUAUCUUUCCAUCACUGACUAAAGCCCAAGUCAGUACAAUUUAAAACAGUCACAAGUCUGUGCAGAAACUUGUGUCUACAUCGAACUACAUUACCCACAAUGCUCAAUGCCCCAAGGUUUAAUAAUCGAGUGUGGAUUAAUUUUACCGCUCUGCUCCUCGCCCACUCUGUUCAGUUUUCUCUCCCAGCAGCAGUCGCAUAGCAUCCUGCCGACCAGCUCCAGCGCUACCGUUAGCUAGCUAAUAAGGGAGUAGCGGGAGGAAAAACACUUUAAUACCUCAGCAUCAUGUCAUUUUGCUGACUAUUUCGUUUAGGAAAAAUGAAUUUGCGAUUUUUCCGUGUUAACGCGCCUCCUGGAAGAUAUUAUUUCCCCUUUAAAGUCCGCUUUUUCACCUCGACCUCGGUAGCUUUUUAGCAAGUCAGUGACAAGACGAGCAGCUGUCAUCUGGACAAAGCCAGUCAGAUGUUGGACGGUACAAAAAAAUACCCUCCUCAAGCUUUUCUACACCGGGUUGUGAAAUUGAAAUAUCGAGCUGAUCAUCUGUCGUGAAAGUGCCAGGGAUCAGGGUAAGGGAGUGAGGUCUAUUUUGGGAAGGGCGAGAGUUUGUAUCUCGGGAGGAAGGAGUAGGGGGUGUGCGGAGGAGGAAGACCCGCAGAGAGGAAGGGACGUCAGGGGAGAAAACAGCCUGAUGCCAGUGAUGGCCAACGAGCCGAUCAUCCUCAACGUCUAUGAUAUGUACUGGAUCAAUGAGUUUACCACCACUCUGGGCAUCGGAGUCUUUCACUCAGGGAUUGAGAUCUAUGGAAGAGAGUUUGCCUAUGGCGGACACCCGUACCCGUUCUCAGGGAUCUUUGAGAUUACACCAGGUGACGCAACAGAACUCGGCGAGACCUUUAAAUUCAAAGAAGCCAUAGUGUUGGGCAGCACCGACUUCACAGAGGAGGAUGUGGAGCGUAUCGUGGAGGAGAUGGGUAAGGAGUACAAAGGAAACGCCUACCACCUCAUGCACAAGAACUGCAAUCACUUCUCCUCGGCACUGUCGGAGAUCCUGUGUGGCAGGGAGGUCCCUCGCUGGGUGAACCGGCUGGCCUACUUCAGCUCCUGCGUGCCCUUCCUGCAGAGCUGCCUGCCCAAAGAGUGGCUGACCCCGGCCGCGCUGCAGUCCAGCGUCAGCCAGGAGCUGCACGAGGGGGGGGGGGGCGAGCUGGAGGAGGCCGAGGACGCCGCUGCCUCCGCCUCCCUGGCCUCCAUGUCUCCCUGCUCCCCUUCCUCCUCCUCCAGCCCCUCCUCGCUGCCUCGCCACUCCCGCCACCAGCCGCGCCGAUAAAAAGCUGCAAGGUCUGCUGGGAGACUGGACUUGAACAGAGACUUCCAGGUGACAGAAUACCUGAUGAGCCCUCGAGCAAGGCAGUGAAAUAAGGCCUUGGUGAGAAAAUCAGCUGAAUCUCGAUGUUGAUACAGAGCAGCAGCAGGAGGAACUGGUGCUGCGGAUAAAAGAAGGAUCAUCCCUCCGAAGGACGUCGCUGUGGGAUAUCCCUCUGGUCUCUUUCAUUUUUUUUACCAGACAUCUUGAAGUGCAGAAGGCAGGUUGUUUAGCCAUUAAAGUGUUUGAAUGUUUACCAACCACACUCAGAUUCUACCAGCAGUUAGUUGGUGGAUGGUGCUAAUCCCUGUCUUGUUUAAGUGGAAACCAGUGACAGAGGAUGCUGAAAAAGGAGUGUAAGUUUGGGUCAGGAUUGAAUUUUAACAACCUGAUUUGUUUUGAGUAAUCUUAGCUGAUAUUUCCAAUUUCACAAUCCAAAAAUAACCUGGGAUGUAAUACAAUGACAUGUUAAAGAAAUAAUGAUUAUCAUAGAUUUUUCACAGUUUAUUUCCUCUUUUUUAACUUAUCAAGUAUUGUAUGGACUUACCUAUUCAGGCUAUGAGGUUCCUUACAAAAACACACUUAUAUGGUGCUAUUUAGGAUCUUUGUAUAUCAAAUCCAUCUCUUUUAAAAAAAAUUAAAGCACUGAGGUUUUGGUCUCAACACUUGGUGCUGGUCCUUUCAUUUUGUCACACCGAAUCGUGAUGCUAUCUGAAGACAAAGAGACAUUUAAAAAAAAAAUACCUCUAGCUAAAUGCUGGUAUACUUUGUGGCUGGUAAAUGUUGACACUUCAGACAGCUUUUGUUAAGAUGUCCUUCAAAUGUUUAAAGCAGCAGGUGGAGUUUAUACAAUUUGCCUCAACAUGCUGUGUGUGAAUCAGGACCUGAACCUUUUCUUAUGUUCCUCUCACAGCAGUCUGGAUAGACUUACCUACAAUCAGUGUCACUUUCAACAAACACAACAUAGACACAAAGAAACUGAUCCACAACCUGUGUCUUAAAUCAUGGGUUCAUUUCCUGGUAUUUUUGGCUUCCCACAUCCCUGUUCUUGUUCCUUUUUUUGUGUCAAAUCUGUAUCGGCAGAUGUCAGGAAUCUGUAGCAGCUCAUAAAAUCCUUCCUGCCUAUCAAGGGAUAACCUGACGUGAUUUGAAAAAUCCAUUAAAGCAGAUAUUUUAAAUAGAAAUUGUAAUAGUUAUGUCAAAUUAACCAUCUUUAUUUACCAAUAAAACACUGUUAAAAAUAAAAUACAUACUAAGUUGCAGGGCAGGCAGGAACUUAGAGAAAACGCUUGUAAACAGAAAGUUCUGGGGUUAAAUACUGAAGUGAAAAAAAAUGUUUUCUGAGUAGCAACUGCCAAGGUGCCUUUGAGCAAGGUACUCAACCCAAAAGGGUUUCAGUGACCAACAGUAGAAGACUGUGGUUGUACUGGACUGCUCCCAGUGUGCAAGUGUGUUCAUCUGUUCAAGUUGCAAAAUGUUUGGUCUUUACCGGAAUGAUUCAAGGUUCAAGUUUACAUUAGAGACUCAAUGUCAUAAUGUACGUAAAUGUGUGAAGACGACAUGACGAUAUGAAGCGGAGGAAUUUAAGGAAGUGUGUGUCUUAAAUGGGAAACGAAACCUUCUGACCCUCCAUCAGCCUGCACUCCUGAAAUUUUUCUCACAUCGGUGUUUGGUUAGGGCCGAUGCACAUUACCAAAACAUUAAAGGUUUUAUUUCAAGCACUUUUACUUUCAUUUUAUAUGUGAAAAAAACCAACGGAAAUCAACAUAUUCUAUCAUUUACUCAGACAAUUCAUUGUACCUCUCAAUCACUUGAAAACUAUUUUACACGUAACAACAAAACAUCCUGCAUUUUGUGUGUCAUCCCAAACAAGAGCAAUGGACACUGUUUUCACCUUCUUUUUUUAGUGAGGACUGAACUACAAGCUGGAAAACUGUCAUAUAUAUAUUUUGUUGUUUGUUUAAAAAUCCUUUAAUGUAUUUCUAUGACCUAUGGACUCUGGCCUUUUUGUCUGUUUUGUUUAUGUUUGAUAAACUCAGGACUCCAAAAGGCUUUGUAAUAUAAAACUUACAUUUUUUUAUCCCACAUUUUGUUUGCAUUGUUGAUUGCUUUUUCUAAUGCAGUAGUCACUCCAUAGAGCUUUUCAAGAUCGCACUGUGGCAGUGCAUUUUUAUACUCCUCUCUUUGAUAAAAAAGGAGCUUUUGUUUACAGCCUGGAUGUCUGGAUGUGAGCCUGUGCUGCUCGCUAUGUUCCUGUAUGUGCAUGAAUGUGUGAGUGUGUGGGCACACUUGUAUUAUAAAUGGUUAGUAUCAACAAGCUGCCAACUGGGCCAAUUUCCCUUCAUCAAACACAAACACACACACACACACACUUGAUUCUUUACAAACGUAGCAGUAUUUCAGAGGUUUUGUUUCAAAGAUAUUGCCACAUCCUCAAAACAUUUGAUAUAUUUUUAAUCAAGUGAACUUGUUUGUCUUUAAUCUGGAUUGAGUAGCCUAUAUUGUCAGAUUAUUCAGCAGAUUUUAACUACUGGUUCAAAGAUAAUUUCCUACACUUUAUAGAAAGCAAAGUCAGUGACAUUUGUUAUAACACCAGCAUAUUUAUGAUUUGGAGGAUUUAACUUUUGUGAAUUAUGAACUCGAUUUUAAUUGUUUACGUUUUAGUAAAUUUGAAUCACACACACACUGCCCAUGUCGGCGCCCUCUGCUGACUGUUAACUGUACUGUUACCUGUCUGCGGUUCUCCACACACUUAGGUUUCCCUGAACAUUCAGUUUCAGAUUAUUUCUGUAUGUUGACAAAUAAAAAGACAUGUCUCCAUACACCAACUAUCCACCAGCUGCCAAAUUGCUGAGGUUGAAAAUGGUGACUUUAUGUUCACAUUUCAACAUUUAAAGUUACACAAAUCACCAUAACUGAGGCCAAAGAUAGCUAUAAAUGCACAGCUCUUCUUUGAUAACAGCCAUUGAAUUGUCAUCAUUAAACCUCCAGAGCUACUUUGGUUAUUUAAAUAUUAUAGCAAUCGUGUUAUCAAAUGGUUAUUUGUGUGGCUUUUGCUAUUCAUUAUACAUUUGUGAGCCAUGAAUGUAAGUUGGGAAACCUCAGUUAUUCAUACCCCAGAAAAACUUGACUUUUGCUGUUUCACAGUAAACUUUCACAAAGCCUUCAGAUGAGUGGACCCAAUGUGUACCCUGUUGUACAAAGUUAUUAAAGAAAACUAUACUAUA
This is a messenger RNA of Gymnodraco acuticeps, 4676 nucleotides long. It is a transcript of the gene desi2, whose product is annotated as desumoylating isopeptidase 2. The record is from RefSeq and is a predicted model, not a curated record. Lineage: Eukaryota; Metazoa; Chordata; Actinopteri; Perciformes; Bathydraconidae. Gene Ontology annotation, biological process: protein deubiquitination. Gene Ontology annotation, molecular function: deubiquitinase activity.